AUGUCUUCACCUGAAGAUGACUUCUUCAACCCGUCCUUGCUAAAGGACGGAGGCUUGGAGGGUUCUUUUGAUGAGUUUGAUGAUCGUUUGGCACACAAAUUAUCAAUUAGUGAAUACGAUGAUGAUAAGAAUGAUGAAACAUUUGGCAAUGAUAUUGAUGUGGUUGAUGAAGGAUUUUUUGCUUCCUCUCAUCAUCAAGAUUUAUUAUUUGGAAACAAUAAUAACCACCAUCAUCAUCAUCACCAGCAUCAACAACUCCCAAAGCCUAUCAAUAUUACAACUACGAACAACAGUGGCUCGCAAGAAUCGUGGAAGCACAAGGGAAUUGCCAACCCAAAUAAUACUUCUACGACUCCCUCCAACCAAACGAGCAGUGGUAGAGUGGGCUUUUUUAGCACUUCGACACCAUCACCAACAUCCAUUCCGUUCGGACAUUCACCUUCUUCACCUUCAAAUUAUAUUCCUGGUGGAGGUAGUAGCGGUUUAUCAUUCGUUGGUACCUCACUCUCAUCAUCUUCAACGCACCACCAUCCAUCUGUUGGCCAACAUACUGGUGCUUUUUCCAAUAUUGGAAUCCCAUCAGUGAGUCAUCACUCGGCUUUUCCAACCGGUACUUCUCCAGGGAUGCAUUCGACAUCCAUCAGCAAUGUCGGAUUAUUUGGUACUUCUGCUACAACAACUUCGACAACCACGGGUCAUCAUCGUCCACCUUCGACAAGUCCAACAGCCGCAACAUCAGCUGGAAUAUUGCCAACAAGUAUUUUUGGAGGAGGAUCAACCAGUAGCAAUAAUGUACCCAUUCAUCAUCACCAUCAUCAUAUUCGUCAAGGUAGUAGUGGCAUUAUUGUACCUCAACAAUCUCCAAGAAAUCAGCAAGUGGUUGGGGAAGAUGCUUUUCUUGGCCCAUUCUUCACCGGCAGUAGUAGUACUGGUAGUGGAGGCGGAGGCGUAGCAGUGCAUCAUCAUCAUCACCACACAAGCUCCACAUCAAGUAUUGGCUCCUCAUCGGGAAAACAAACAAACUCUGGACUUCAGUUUAUUAAUGGAUUAAUCUCAGAAGAGGAUGAAGACAUUGAGAGCAUUUCAAGUAGUAAUAGAUCAAAUCCUCACAUUUCAAGCGGUAAUAGCUCUCCUUUUGGAUUUCCUUUGGGAGAGAAUUUCCUGCCAAACUCUCGAAUUCCUCUCACCGGUGGCUUGGAACCUCUUGAAAUUUUACCUCUGACUGUAUGCCACAAACAUCCAGAAUUGGUAAAACCUCAACCUCAACAGCAAAGCACAUCAACAACAGCAGCAACAACAACAAGUACUGGCUCCACAACAGCAGCAACUUCUGUUGAUAACAAGACAACAAGCACCAAUGCUACCGCCCAACAGCACACAACACCAUCCUAUCUAUUGGUCAAGUACAACACAUACAACACAGAGAAUAAGGAAGAUUGUUACAAUGUUAUCAACAAGACUGUCAUUAAUGAGGUGUUAAACAAAAUUCCCUCUCCUCAAGAGCACAGAUAUCGAUACAAUCGUUACAAUAACAGCAACAAUAAUAGAUCUUCUGAGAAGCCGCAUAGAAUUAUUCAAUUUAUGAGAAUUGAUGAAGUAGAGAGCAUUAUUCGUCAGCAAAUGGUGGAUCUUCAAGUCAACAACGGAUAUGAAGAUGACUAUUACUACUUUAUCCACAAUAACAAGACUGAGGAAAAUAGUGACCUUGUUUUGAAACAUUUAUUGGAAGAAGAGGAAGCAAGAGAGAAAAUUGCACAAACUAACAUUAGCCAGAAUACAACAACUCCUGUCACACGAUUAUUUGGAAGAAUUCCCUCCCAAAAUGUUAGAACUCCAAGAACCUGCUUUGACACCAAUGUAUUUCGUCAGGAACUCAUUGAACAAUAUUUCAAAUACAAGAGAAUACCCUCAGAAUUACGUACAAGAUUAAUCUACAAUAAUUCUAUCCAAUUGAGAACAAGCAUUGAAAAUGGGCUCACUCUUCUCAUCGAAAUUGAAGAAUUCUUAACAGUUGCAAAACAAGCAGGAGGAAAGGACAUUCCACCAAAACUUGCCGAGUCAUUCAGACAAAAUUGCCAAACGAUUACUGCCUAUCUCCAAUAUCAACAAGAGAUUUGGAAUAUUCCAAAGGGCAAGAAAUUUAUUUACAAAGCUCUCAAACUUCUUCCAGAACCCUUUAUCACUAAACUCAUGAUUGAUAUGAUACCAAUAUUGAACCUAGAGUAUCAUACCAACUCAACAUUAUUAGAAGCAAUGAAUUUAGCAUGCAAAUCAAUUAUCAACAUUGAUGCCAUUCCAAUGAUCCUCAUGUCACUCAUGCAAAAUCCAAUUGUUGCUAUUGAAUUCGUUACUACCUUGUUGAAUAGAGCCACUACCAUUCUCUCCACUAGCACCCAACAAAACAUGAUGUCUGUCCACAGUUGGUAUCAAUUUUUCGUGCAACACUUUAUUCCAUACUUUAUGAGCUACUGUCCACACUUGAUACAAUCCUCUCCCGAUGCUACCUACAACCUUCUUUCAUUAAUUUUAAAAUUAAUUCCAAAGAAUUCUCCUCAAUUCAUGCAGCUACUGAGACAUCUUGCCACCGACCUUAAUUCUCAACACCCUCUAAGGACUCAAUUACUCCAACAAUAUGCUCAACCACUCUUCCACAACCAAUAA
Molecule: messenger RNA, 2661 nt
Organism: Naegleria fowleri
Lineage: Eukaryota; Heterolobosea; Eutetramitea; Acrasida; Naegleriidae
Exons: 1
Coding region: 1-2661 (886 amino acids)
Biological process (GO): P-body assembly; deadenylation-dependent decapping of nuclear-transcribed mRNA
Cellular component (GO): P-body
Molecular function (GO): RNA binding
Source: RefSeq, a predicted model, not a curated record